Cyphellophora europaea CBS 101466 is the source of this 2670-nucleotide messenger RNA. RefSeq lists its product as uncharacterized. The record is from RefSeq and is a predicted model, not a curated record. Gene Ontology annotation, biological process: interstrand cross-link repair; double-strand break repair via nonhomologous end joining; protection from non-homologous end joining at telomere. Gene Ontology annotation, molecular function: damaged DNA binding; 5'-3' DNA exonuclease activity. The transcript has a single exon. Lineage: Eukaryota; Fungi; Ascomycota; Eurotiomycetes; Chaetothyriales; Cyphellophoraceae. Bases 1 to 2670 code for a protein of 889 amino acids.
AUGCCUCCCUCUACAUCGGCAAGGCAAAGCACACUGACUCCAGUCAAAAGCGCACCCACUGCUCGCCCUCGAGGUCCACGGCAGACCAGUCUCACUUCCUGGUUCGGAUCUUCGCCCGCUGCUGGAUCAACCCCUGCCCAGGAUGUCGUGACUAACAGUAAUUUGUUUCUUCCAGAGACUUCAAAAACAUCUCGUCGUCCAGAUGCUGAGCCGCCGACGAAAAAGCCACGUCUGAGUCUGGACGAGGAGGACGACUGGCUGUCGCCGCAGGCCCAGGCUUCGGUUGAUCUUCUUCCGCCUAACUCAAGCGCACCCCGGUCCAGCCCUAGCAAGGUGAGAUCAACGGAGAAACGGAGAGGUGGAUUCAUUGUGGAUUCGGACGAUUCAGAUGCAGGAAAUGAUGAUGAGGAUUCUUUGCCUGAAGAUUUGCCCGCAACUCAAAACGACUCUUUGUUCGGAGAUGGUUGUGAGGCUGAUGAGUCUGCUCGGCCUGUGACUGAACCGCGAUCAGAGUCCCCACAAGAUGGUACGACCAAAGCUUCGCUCAUGUUACGACCCAAAGAGCCUCUUCAGCUUUCCGGCACCUUCGACGAUUCUGCCGAAACCAAGACGCAUCAUGAUGAUACACUACCAAUCGCACUGGAUGGCACAGUGGAUCCUGAGCGUCCCCCACUUAUACGUCAAGAUACUAGUCUUUAUACUCCUGGAGAUUUCGGUGACGAAGAUUUUGAGCAAGAUGAAUUUUAUGAGGAAGGCGAGGAGUUUAUGGAGAGACGUUGGAUGGAAGACCAAGCUGCCAUGGAAGCAGCUUUUGACGAAGACUCAAAAUCAGAGAGUGGCACUGAGAGUGUGCGUACGCCAAAUGAUGAUUUCGAUCUACCUGGUACGCCGGACCAGGAGAGUGUUGCAUCUUGUCCCAUCUGCAGUGGUAGCCUAGCAGACCUGACAGAAGCGCAGGCAUCAAGUCAUGUCAACGCUUGUCUUGACGGGACUGCGCCUCCGCUACCAAAGAUCACGCAAGACUCUUCAGCCACUAUGGCGGGACCCGAAUCCAGGCCAGCAUCUCCGUUCAAACAGCUUACCAAGCCGGCCCAUCGCUUUCAGCGAGCUGCCAUUGCACGACCACCUCAAAACAAUCCCUUCAGCGCCGCUAAAGACAACAAGGCAGGUAGCUCAGCAUUCAGUAGGCUCAUGUCCGGCCAUGCUGAAGAUCUUGCUUGGGCCGAGGCAGCUGCUAAUGAGAAGGACUCCCGCGGUAAGCCGUCGUACCAGCGGACUUGUCCCUUCUACAAGAUCAUGCCUGGUUUGAGUAUCUGUGUGGACGCCUUCCGCUACGGUAAAGUCGAAGGCCAGAACGCCUACUUCCUCAGCCAUUUUCACAGCGACCACUACAUCGGUCUCACUGCCAGCUGGUCUCAUGGCCCAAUCUACGCAAGUAAGGUCACCUGUAAUCUCAUGCGCCAGUGUCUCAAGGUCAACCCAAAGUAUAUCAAGCCUCUCGAGUUUGAGAAGAAAUAUGAGGUGCCUGACACGAAAGGUGUGUUUGUGACCAUGAUACCAGCCAACCACUGUCCGGGCUCCUCACUGUACCUCUUCGAAAAGGUCAUUGGCAAGAAUCGAGAUGGAAGCGACCGCAUGACGCGAGUCCUUCACUGCGGCGACUUCCGCGCUUGUCCUGCGCACGUGAACCAUCCACUCAUACGGCCCAACGUCGUCGAUGCCGUGAGUGGCGCCACCAAAGAGCAGUGGAUCGACACCUGCUACCUCGAUACGACCUAUCUGACUCCCAAAUACGCGUUUCCCUCUCAGACUGAUGUCAUCGAUGCAUGCGCAGCCAUGUGCGUGUCCCUGUCCAACGAAAUAGCGGAUCCCAGCGACGCAUGGGAAUCCACCAAGAACUCACGGAUGGGACCUACAAUGUCCAAGUUCCUGGAAGCUGGGGACGCCGGCAAACCCAAGCUCGAGCCGGAGGAAGAGGACAGUAAAGCUGACCUCAAACCUCGCGGCCGACUCUUGGUUGUAACCGGCACAUACAGCAUUGGCAAGGAGCGCAUCUGUCUAGGAAUCGCCAAAGCACUGAAAUCCAAGAUCUACGCCCCGCCCAACAAAAUGGCCAUCUGUCGUGCCCUCGAGGACAGAGAACUAAACGCCCACCUCACCAGCAACAAGUUCGAAGCCCAAGUACACAUGCAGACGCUAUUCGAGAUCCGCGCCGAGACGCUGCACGACUAUCUAGUGCCACUCAAGCCGCACUUCAGCCGCAUCGUAGGCUUCCGGCCAACGGGCUGGAACUACAAGCCUCCAAGCAGCAGAUUCACCGAGAAUCCUGCUGUCGAUAUGAUCCUCAACAGUGACGGAUGGAAGAGCCGCUUCGGCAUGCGCGAUCUGGUGCCCCAGCGAGGCAGCACCAGGGAGUCGAACUGUUUUGGCGUGCCGUACAGCGAGCACAGCUCGUUUCGCGAAUUGACAAUGUUCUGCUGCGCGCUGCGCAUCAAGAAGGUAGUACCGACGGUCAAUGUGGGGAGCGCGCGGAGUAGGGAGAAGAUGAAGAAGUGGAUUGAGAAAUGGGAUAUGGAGAAAAAGAAGAAGGGCCUGUUCCAAUGGGAGAUGGGAGGUGGUGGGAGUGGUGGAGAUACGGAGCGUUUUGAAGGUCUUCAUUAUGGUGUGUAG